AAUGUAGAGGUUUUUAUAUAUAUAUAUAAUUACUACAUGCAGGGCUUUACUGGCAAUUGAUUGGAUGACAAACGUUCAAUUUCAUGGACUGCAGGCUUUAAACUAGGUGAAAUGCUCCAGAAGUUAAAAAAGGGGGCUGACAUGUGAUGUCUAUUGUAAUGGACACAAGGUCUGAAUGGGUUAACUUUUAUUCCUUUAACUUUUUGGUCUAUUACUUGAUGGAAGUCCUGAUUCAAUCUGAAAUUUUAUAUAAGUUAAGCCUUUGUCACUGCAUUCCUCUGCCAUUCUAAAAUCACCGUGAUGCCCCAACUUUUGACUUAUUGCUUUAUCUUCCCAGAAGUCACUUUGUAUCCAGACACAAUAAAUACUGACAGGCUUUUGUAACUAAAUUAAGAACAAAAGGAUUCAGCUAAAGCAGCAAUCAAACAAACCCAGUAAGCCCCCUGCAGACUGUCUCUGCUGUCACUUAAUUCUGACAGAUAACACCUCUGUGAUGCACAUUACGCCCAUUACCCUUUAUCAAGUGUCUGCCACUAAUCCUGACCCCUGCUUCCCCUCCCAAAGGUAAAUAGUGUCCAGCUUACCCAAGCACGCAUCCCUAUUGAUCAUUAUUGAUUCCUGUUCUCGAGGACCCCGCAGAGCUGAGAUGAGGAGUCUGUAUCGGUGAUUCUGUGGAGUCGCUCAAGGGAGUUGUAGAUGAUAAAGCCUGUUAUUUGCCAACGGUCACACUGUAAAUGUAUAAACCUCGCUGGACGUUGUGAUGGAUAACCUGUCACUAGCCCAGACCAACAGAUGUAUGUAAUGCUAUAUUUAUGGCUCCUGGAGUUCUUUUAUUUGAUGUUUUUGAUAUAAGCCAGUUGUGAACGCACAGAUACCAGAUUCUCCUGGGAGAAAUUUAGCAUGAGAGAUUUUCUCAGUUGCGGAUUAACCUUUUUGAAAGAUGAUUCAUCCAGUAAUUUGGGAAAUUUAGAUCUGAUGCAAUCCAAUACAUGUUGAGCCAGGACAUUUAUUAAAAGGGAUUUGAUGAUUCAUGGGGAAUAGGAUUGUGGAUCCUUCACUCUCCCUACUCAGAUAUUGUGGACAUAAAGCCAGCCAACAUGGAAGAGUUGACGGAGGUGAUCACAGCGGCAGAGUUUCACCCUAACCAAUGCAACACGUUCGUCUACAGUAGCAGCAAGGGCUCCAUAAGAUUGUGCGACAUGAGAACCUCUGCACUUUGUGACAACCACUCUAAAUUAUUUGAGGAACCAGAAGACCCCAGUAAUCGCUCCUUCUUCUCAGAGAUCAUCUCCUCCAUCUCAGAUGUGAAAUUCAGCCACAGUGGACGCUACUUGAUGACUCGUGACUAUCUCACAGUGAAGGUGUGGGAUGUGAACAUGGAGAGCAAGCCUUUGGAAACUUACCAGGUCCAUGACUACCUUAGGAGUAAGCUAUGCUCUCUUUACGAAAACGACUGCAUCUUCGACAAGUUUGAAUGUGUCUGGAAUGGAAAUGACAGUGUCCUAAUGACAGGCUCCUACAACAACUUCUUCCGUAUGUUUGAUCGGAACACCAAGCGUGAUGUGACUCUCGAGGCCUCGCGGGAGAACAGCAAACCCAGAGCCAUCCUCAAGCCACGCAAAGUUUGUGUUGGCGGCAAGCGCCGGAAAGACGAAAUCAGUGUGGACAGUCUGGACUUCAGCAAGAAGAUCCUACACACUGCAUGGCACCCCUACGAGAACAUCAUUGCUGUGGCUGCCACCAACAACCUCUACAUAUUUCAGGACAAGGUCAACUAGCGUGUAGCUCGGACGUCUCCAGGUAUCACAGCGGCAAAAGGCGCCAUUUCUCUAGAUGGCUUGAGGUUGGACUCAACAUCUAGAUGAGCUUUGCCUUUACAGCAGAUUUGACGCUGCUCUGAAUCGAACUACACAAAACUUGAAGGUGCAUUGCAAACCACGAACAAUGACACUGGCUGUUGGACUUUUGUUUUUAACUACUUCAAAUCUUCUUCCUCUCAGUAGGUUUAUUGGUUACGCACACCAAUGCAGAGAGGACCCCUUUACUUUUAAUGUAGCUGAUGGCCCUUUCACAUGACUCGUGUCAGGGUUUGACCGCUCUAACCGUCAUGAGAAGCGUUGCAGAUGGAAGCAUGGAAGGAUGUUGCUAGGUUGCAAGAAAGAGGAAAUGUACAAAAUGAAAUGUAAUGAUAUGCUUCAACAGUUAAAGUCGAAUUUGCGUGAAGCAUUUUAGCUCGACACCGUGCCGUGUAGCAUGCAAUGCAUUAGGAGACAUCGAGUCGUGUGAAAGGGCCUUUUCGACCGAGUCAGUAUUCAGCCUACAUUUGAUUCGCACUCCUUGGCAGGACAGAGGACGCAGAUGGCUCUGAUAAUGGAAUAUGUUAUUGUGGCUGCUGAAAUAAUCAGCUUAUUUUUAUUUCUCAGUUUACUUCGUGAAGGUGCACGCAUCAUCAAAACCCAACUUCAGGGUUGACUGAUGCAACAAACAAGUCAUGAUGUAAACGAUGUAGCAAUUGUACUAAUGUUCUGCUUUUGUUCUAAUUUUAUAAAGAAAAGGAGAAAUUUAAUAAAAAUCAAGAGGAAAAUUUUG
Pimephales promelas (fathead minnow) is the source of this 2589-nucleotide messenger RNA. NCBI's taxonomy places the organism in Eukaryota, Metazoa, Chordata, Actinopteri, Cypriniformes, Leuciscidae. The record is from RefSeq and is a predicted model, not a curated record.